This is a messenger RNA of Tachysurus fulvidraco (yellow catfish), 963 nucleotides long. RefSeq names its product odorant receptor 131-2-like. Lineage: Eukaryota; Metazoa; Chordata; Actinopteri; Siluriformes; Bagridae. The record is from RefSeq and is a predicted model, not a curated record. Gene Ontology annotation, molecular function: G protein-coupled receptor activity. Gene Ontology annotation, biological process: G protein-coupled receptor signaling pathway. Bases 1 to 963 code for a protein of 320 amino acids. Gene Ontology annotation, cellular component: membrane. The transcript has a single exon.
AUGGCCAACUUGUCUGACCCUUUGACUGUUGUUGAGAUGCAAACCAUGAGACUGGAUUUUACAGGCGAAAGGAUCUUUAAAAUGUUCUUGGUUGUGUUCACACAAUCCCUAUUCAUUUAUGUUAACAUUAUAAUGCUUUUUACAUUGCGCACCAAGACCAUUUUCCGUGAGACACCACGCUACAUCCUGUUUGCCCACAUGCUCCUGAAUGACACCAUUCACCUGGUAAUUGCCCUUGUGCUCUAUAUUCUCAGUUCCUUAUACUUUAUGGUGGUUCGUGCUGCUUGUGCCUUCAUUGUGCUGGUAUCUACAUCAACAUUUGUCAAUGCACCACUCAACCUGGCUGUCAUGUCCCUGGAGAGGUACACAGCCAUCUGCUUCCCACUGCGACACAGUGAGCUGGCUACGCCAACACGAGCGAGUGCAGCUGUUGCGCUGGUCUGGGUUUUGGGCAUCACUGAUGUGCUAACUGAUGUGUGUGCUCUGUUCCUCCUUGCAGAGCCAUCCUUCUACUUGUCUGCUACAGUGUGUACCAUCAAACAGCUGAUGGUGGCACCCUGGCAACAGGGCAGGAGUCUGACGUUCAAAAUUCUGCUCUUCAUCAUAGUAGCCAUUGUGUUGCUCUACACAUAUGUGGCCAUCGUACGGCAGGCCCGUAUCGCCUCCUCUGACACAGCUUCUGCCCACAAGGCCUUGCAAACUGUGGUACUGCAUGCACUGCAGCUUGGUCUCUCACUCAUGUCCUUCCUCUAUGAGUAUAUUGAUUACCUGCUGGGAAGUCUGCCACUCUCCGUAUAUACACAGUUGCGCUUUCUUAACUUCUUCAUAGUGCUGAUUCUGCCCCGUUGCCUCAGCUCUCUCAUUUAUGGCCUGAGGGAUGAGACCUUCAGACCACUGUUCAAACAGAAAUUCCUGUACUGCACAAAGAAAGUUGUGCCUUUACAGGCUUUUAGAAAACAAUAA